Messenger RNA from Alternaria alternata, 668 nucleotides. RefSeq lists its product as hypothetical. Bases 140 to 478 code for a protein of 112 amino acids. The transcript has 2 exons. The record is from RefSeq and is a predicted model, not a curated record. NCBI's taxonomy places the organism in Eukaryota, Fungi, Ascomycota, Dothideomycetes, Pleosporales, Pleosporaceae.
UAUUGAAUGUUGUUCAAUUCACCAAUCAUAACUUGUAACCCUUCACCGGAGUACCACACUUCUUGUAAAUCGUGGCUACGAGAGUCGUGUUGUCCUAUACAAGAUACGUGUUUUGGCGUGGAGUCUUGUGACGAAAACUAUGAAACGCGUCCUGCUCCAGGCUCAGGACAGCGGUACACAAAAUGCGAUCUUGCGUCUUCUUGACUGGAUCUUGGGAUGGAAGGCAGACUCACAAACGAGUGACAGGUCAGCCUGUCCUUUCGCUAAGGAACAAUCAAGGCGAUAUCGUUACUUUUGCGCGGAGGCAAGACCACGCAAUCGUCCAUUGGCUGAGGCUGCAUGCGUAGGCUUACACUGCCUCAGCCUUGUGGGAUGGCGCAUUCAUCUCAUUAGCCUCCGGGUGCCCCUCCACGGAGACGGUGAUAGUUCAGUUGCUUUCACUUGUUCUCGGUAUGGAACUGCCAUCGGAUUUUGCUAGCAGAAAUGCAUAUUACGACGACUGGGAAGUACCACUUCAGCGGAUAUAUGCCAACCAGAAACAACUGUUUGACGAUAUGGGACCAUUCGACGUGCGCCUCCUUCGUAUGGUUCCUUUUGCCAGGAGUUCUCGUUGUCGCCGUUGAUGUGCUCCAAGGAAGCGAUGCUGACAGUAAUAAAAAAGUGGCAGA